AUGUCCUAUUUACAAAAAUAAAUAAAUUCCGAAAUACUUACAGAUUCUUCCGUCGAACCCUCCGGCGUGUGAACGUUGUCGUCGUCCAUCGUAAAACAUCACUCCGCACACUUUCCUUUUCUGGCCCGGGAUUUUUAAAUUCCUCGGGAUUACCGUACAAUGGUGGAACCGGGAUUUUUAAUGCUCGGGAUUUUUUUAACACAAGUGGUGGGUCGGUAAUGUUUUUAAUGUUGUCGGUAACUAAAUUUACCCAUGGUGGACCCUUAAAUAGAUAAAAUACCCACAAGGGCAAAAAUGUUAUUUCAAGUAAAAAUGUGAACGUCACCCAGUAAUUUGCGAACGACGAAUAGCAGUUCAGAAAAAAAAAGGUGUAUUUAUCCUUAUCCUUAUACUUAUCAUCUCUCGUUAAAUCUCUUAUCCAUAUCCCUCAUAUUAACUGCCCCAUAAACAUUUACCGCAUUACAUGGAGUUUCUCAGUUAAAAUAUCAGCUGUGCCGAAUUCCACUCAAAAACAAACAAACAGAAAAUCAACAUUCAAUUUACCCACCAGAAAAUGUCAUCUUCUCCCAUCUCCAACAAAAAGGCAGCAGUAUGCGUAACAGGAGCAAACGGUUUCAUUGGCACAUACCUUGUGAAGAGCCUCAUUGAAUCCGGCUACACAACCAUCAACUGCUCCAUCUUCCCCAACUCUUCUUCCUCUCACCUUCUAUAUCUCCUCCCUUCCUCUAUUCCUCCUCCCACCAUACAAAUAUUCGAAGCCGAUAUCGUCGACUACGACGCUGUUUCGAGGGCUGUUGAAGGAUGCCAUGGGGUCUUCCACGUGGCAUCCCCUUGUACUUUGGAGGAUCCUGAGGACCCACAGUCUGAGCUUGUGGACCCUGCUGUUAAGGGUACUCUUAAUGUUCUAGAAGCUUCUAAGAAACAUGGGGUGAAAAGGGUGGUGCUUACUUCUUCUAUUUCUGCUAUGGUUCCUAAUCCUGCUUGGUCUUCUUCUUUGCCUUUUGAUGAGUCUUCUUGGACUGAUCUUCACUAUUGCCGUUCUCAUCAGAAAUGGUACUCAAUAUCUAAAACACUGGCAGAAAAGGCUGCCUGGGAAUUCUCAGAAAAGCAUGGUCUAGAUGUGGUGGCUAUUAAUCCAGCUACGUGUCUUGGCAAGCUGCUGCAGCCAGGCUUGAAUGCGAGCUGUGCUGUUCUGCAACAGCUGCUUCAGGGAUCGGAAGAGACUCAGGAGUAUCACUGGUUAGGAGCAGUGCACGUUAAAGAUGUGGCAAGAGCUCAAGUCCUGUUGUUUGAGACCCCUGCUGCUUCUGGCAGGUACCUUUGCACUAAUGGUAUCUACCAGUUUGGUGAUUUUGCCGCUAAAGUCUCUGCACUCUUCCCUGGGUACCCGAUUUACAGGUUUACUGAAGAAACCCAACCAGGUCUGGUGGCAUGCAGAGAUGCAGCCAAGAGAUUGAUCAAUCUUGGCCUAGUUUUUACACCACUCAAAGAAGCAAUACAGGAGACAGUAGACAGCUUGAAGGCCAAAGGUCUCUUGGAUAUACAAAAAGCAGAAUCAUAGUUGCAGUUAAAAAUUUAACCUCUUCCUGUAUUUUGAUGCAGUUAGAAGCAACACGGAAGACAAUAAUAGUGGGCUUGAUGGCCUAGGAUUCAAGGAUAAACAAACUCCAAGCUCAUAGUCUCAUAGAUGCUCCAGAGAAGUAAAGUCUCCGUAGUUUUAGAAACAGUCAACUAAAAUAAUCAACUCGUAUGAGUCUUAGUCUUCCCGUCUAUUUUCUGUUACUAUCCUAAGAAUAAUAAAUUUCUUUUUCGCUAAUAAUUAGUUUGAUCUGUUUCAUUGCGAUUCAUAAUCAUCCUGUACUAAUGAUUUGUUAAUGAAAAGCUACUGACAUUACUAAUAAAAAUUGUAUUUAGCGAUAA
This is a messenger RNA of Chenopodium quinoa (quinoa), 1920 nucleotides long. Its product is annotated as tetraketide alpha-pyrone reductase 1-like. Lineage: Eukaryota; Viridiplantae; Streptophyta; Magnoliopsida; Caryophyllales; Amaranthaceae. The transcript has 3 exons. Bases 554 to 1561 code for a protein of 335 amino acids. Gene Ontology annotation, molecular function: oxidoreductase activity, acting on the CH-OH group of donors, NAD or NADP as acceptor. The record is from RefSeq and is a predicted model, not a curated record.